Batrachochytrium dendrobatidis JAM81 is the source of this 1271-nucleotide messenger RNA. RefSeq lists its product as uncharacterized. NCBI's taxonomy places the organism in Eukaryota, Fungi, Chytridiomycota, Chytridiomycetes, Rhizophydiales. Bases 285 to 1157 code for a protein of 290 amino acids. The transcript is spliced from 4 exons. The record is from RefSeq and is a predicted model, not a curated record. Gene Ontology annotation, molecular function: protein binding.
CAGAUGUUGAUACCAAUGUGCUGGCUACAGAGCCUUUUAAAAAGGUAGACAGAAACAGCGGUACUCACAGCACCUGGGUUGCUGUAUCAACUUGUAUUAAUCAUACUGCUACCCCCUCGGUCCUGCCUGCUCCCCGUGCAGGCCAUACAGUGACAUUAUGUACAGGCGAUGGCAGUCCUUGUGCUCUGAUUUUUGGCGGAGCCAGCACAGAGGACGGAUAUUACAACACUCUGUUUAGUCUGGAUCUAACAACGUAUAUAUGGACAAACCUGUUAGAAUCUACAAUGUCAACGACACCUUUGCCAAGAUAUGAACAUGCGGCAUGUAUGGCCAGAUCUGAGAAAUGGGGCAAUUCUCAGGAACGUUUGGUGAUUCUUUUUGGAGGAGCAUCUGAAGGUCCAAUGAAUGAUAUUUGGAGUUUUGAUCUUAAACAGCGCAGGUGGGAGCAGGUUCAUGCUCAAAGUAUCUCGCAACACCCACCCACUGCGCGUACACUUCAUACAGUUGCACGUAUACGCACGUCCAGUGCUGUAGAUGACCAUGUUCCUCAUGACCGCAUUUACAUAUUCGGUGGAGGUAUGCAUCAGGAUGUUCCUGUUGAAGAUGACUGCAUGCACUGCUUGGAUAUGGAUCAUAUGGUGUGGAUUGUUGUGCAUCCUGGUGCUGGUGGACACGACGAAAUGGUUCCCGAAUCUCGACUCGGACAUACUCUGAGCGCUGUUGGAAAAAACGUAAUCAUGUUUGGUGGCAUGUCUAAAUGGAAACACUAUGACGAUCUAUGGGUGUUUGACACAGAAAAGUAUACUUGGUUUAAACCCAAUGUAUCUGGACAGCGACCUGAUGGACGGAGUGCACAUUCUGCAACUGUAAUGGGUACCGAUAUUGUGAUAUUUGGAGGUUUGGUAAAUCGCACACAGCUGACUGUCACAGACGAAGUAUAUAUUCUUUCGACAGAUACAUGGACGUGGCGUAAAGAGUAUCCAGCAUUUCUACCACAUGAUACUCCAGGUUCUCGGAUUGAUCAUGAUGCAUGUGCUAUUCCAGUGCCUCUGCAUACUAGCUGCGAUCCUAGUACUUUUACGCGAAAGAUGUGUCUUGUAGGCGGGAUGAAUCUUGAUAGCGUAUUUAAUGAUGUAUUUGAGCUUUGUCUGGAAUAAAGCCCAAUACCAUUGCAGGAAAUUCAAGAUCUAUUUGUGCUCUGCUGAUUAUUACAUUUCCAAGAUGAUCGACUACAAACGAGUCCCAUCAACACAAUAAAGAAUAAUCAAAUU